UUGAAUUGUUCGGUGAAAACAGCGGCAGAUGACAGCAGCUCGUUGCUAGUAACUGAAGUUUGUGAGCUAGCUACUACUUCACAUUACCCCACCAAAAACUGCUUCAUCUGGACUUCAGCCGUGACUGCUAACAUCGACUGAAAAUGUCGAAAAAACAGAUUUACUAUUCUGACAAGUACACCGAUGAGGAGUUUGAGUACAGGCAUGUCGUGCUUCCGAAGCAGCUGUCCAAACUGGUGCCCACCUCCCACCUGAUGACAGAGGAAGAGUGGAGGGGACUGGGGGUGCAACAGAGCCAGGGCUGGAUUCACUACAUGAUCCACAAACCAGAGCCACACAUACUGCUUUUCAGAAGACCUCUCCCAAAGGAUUAAAUGGGACCCAUCUGUUGAAUGCUUGCUAUCAUCUUUGCUGAUUUGUAUUGUCUUUGGAACCAUACAUCUCUACAUAUGUUCUUAUUAUUGUGUAGAAACCCCUUAGUUGUAUUGUGUGUUUUUUCUUUCCUUUAAAACUCCCUCAAUUUUCAGAGGUAAUGAGAGGCAAAUAGUUUGAUUCCACUGUGAAUGAUAACCUUAUAAACAAUAUGAGGGUGAAAGUUUGCCUGUCAAUUGUAUAUUUUAAUACAUUUUUUAAAUGUCUUUUGUCAGAUUGAUUUAUUUACUGAAUGGUCAUACAGGUUUUAUUUUUCUCAAGCCCAUGAUUUUCCUAAACAAAAUUCUUUCCUAAUCUUUAAACUUUUCAUUGUGUUGUGUACAUAAUAUUAUUUCUAGAUAUUAUAAAUUUCGACAGUGAGUCAUGGUUGAUUCAACAAGUUCUUUGUUGCCGAAAGAACAAAAUAAAAUGUACUUCUUCACAUA
Molecule: messenger RNA, 857 nt
Organism: Morone saxatilis (striped sea-bass)
Lineage: Eukaryota; Metazoa; Chordata; Actinopteri; Moronidae
Gene: cks2
Product: CDC28 protein kinase regulatory subunit 2
Exons: 3
Coding region: 144-374 (76 amino acids)
Biological process (GO): regulation of mitotic cell cycle
Cellular component (GO): SCF ubiquitin ligase complex; cyclin-dependent protein kinase holoenzyme complex
Molecular function (GO): protein kinase binding; ubiquitin binding; cyclin-dependent protein serine/threonine kinase activator activity
Source: RefSeq, a predicted model, not a curated record